Messenger RNA from Penicillium odoratum, 435 nucleotides. RefSeq names its product oxygenase MpaB family protein. Bases 1 to 435 code for a protein of 144 amino acids. The transcript has 2 exons. NCBI's taxonomy places the organism in Eukaryota, Fungi, Ascomycota, Eurotiomycetes, Eurotiales, Aspergillaceae. The record is from RefSeq and is a predicted model, not a curated record. Gene Ontology annotation, molecular function: oxidoreductase activity.
AUGAACAGCUUGACCUGGAUUUACGUCAUGUUCCUCGGAACCCCCAAAGAAAAAGAUGCACUUGCUCGCUGGAUAAACGGCUUGCAUGGAAAGGUCAAGGGUCCAGGAUACAAUGCCCAUGAUCCCAAGAUCCAGAUUUGGCUUGCAGCUUGCAUUUAUGCUUGCUCUUUACCAAUCUAUGAGGAGAUACUUGGACCCAUGGAUGAUGCGGCGUCGGAGAAGCUUUAUCAUCAGUCAUUUUAUCAUUCGUUAUACCUUCGUGUUCCUCGUGAAAUGCUGCCUGCUGAUCGUCGGUCGUUCUGGGCUUACUGGAACAAGGAAGUGGAGUUGUUGGAAGUUACAGACGAUGCAAAAGCUAUUGGUCGGGUCUUCUUGUUCUCCGAAUCAUUGCCGCGGAAGCGCUGCCGCCCCGCGUACGAGAUGCUUAUGGCUUGA